AUGACAAAAACCACCCCCUCCGAACCCUCCGACCAAAGCAGCAGCACCUUCUCCACCACCCUCGUCACGCGCUGCCGCGCCCUCCUCGCCGAAAUCACCGCCCUGCAAACCCUCCUCGCGCAGACGCAACGCAACCCGCAGAUCGUGGAGGUGCGCUCGCUGCGCUCGAGCGUGCUCUCCGAGCUGCGCAUGCUGGAGAAGCUUGACGCGCAGGUGCAGGAAGCUACUGCUGCUGCUGCUGCUGCUGCUGCUGCACCUCAACAAGAUGGGAGCAGUGACGGUGACGACGAUGAGGUCAGGGCGCGGUUGGCGCAUGCGUUGAGGUCGUCGAAUCUUCCGUUCUACGAGGCGGUGUGGGCGAUUGCGAAGGGGUCGUGUUCGGGGUUGGUGGCGUUUGGGAAGCGGUUUUAUUGGGGGGAUGAUGCUGGCAAGGGCCAGGGCCAGGGCAACGAGAACGGUAAAGAUGGGGCGGGGGAGAAGAGGAGCAGCAAGGAUAAGAGGAAGAGUGUGUUUGUGGAUAUUGUGGCGGAUGAUGGGGAGGAGUGGGUGAAGGUGUCGACUAUUUCGGAGACGAGGCUGUUGUUUGAGAUGGCGAAGAAAGGGUGGGAGGCGGAUGAGUCGGAGGAGGAUGGGGAGGGGGCUCCUAGAACGGUGCUGCGGAAUUAUGAGGAUGAGAUGGGGACAGAUGAUGAGGACGAUGAUGAUGAGAUCGAGCUGGUCAAGCUGGCUAGUGAUAUGAGGAAAGCGGCUAAUGUUACGAGGGUGCGGUACAGAACGCCGCGUCUGCGGCUCGUCAUUCCUAAGGUAGAGGAAGGCUCGAGUCCCGAGAUCGAUGGUCUUCUGAAAGUCAUACGUGGGUAUGGGAUCGAUGUGACUAGUGGGGAGAAUGUAUAUUCUUCGCAAAGCGAGACCACGCAAGCUGAAGCGCUGGAGAGGCUGCUUCCUAAGCCCUUCAAGCAUUUCACGUCUACCCUAAAUAUGGACUGUACAUUGCUGCUGGCGGCAGUCUCGGACUUGUCGCAUUACAAAGAUAUUUCCACCUCCCCCACGCAUCACAAGGCCAUCAACCGUCAGAUUGAGGUUGAGCACAGCCGCCCACUGCUCCCCACGGAGUUGUGGCCGGCAAUGGUAGGCCGUGAUCUGGUCUGCACCGAAGAGGCCGCCCAGAGAAUGCAGGAAAUCGUCAACAUCAUCGGCACCGAAACUGAGAAGCAGCGGAUGAGAAUAUUAAUGGGUCAUGAGUCGUUUGCUGAAUGCACUCGGGAGGGUCUCAUCGAGGCCUUUCAGAAGCUGUCCGACUAUGAGAUCCCUGAAGACUGGAGACUUCCUGUCAUGACAGUCAAUGCGAAACCGACAAUAGCUUCUGCAAAGGAUCUCGCUAGACUUCCGUCUAUCUAUGAAAAGAUAGAGCCGGUACUAUCUGACAUCAACCACAGCGUGUUCUUGUACGGGUGGGCUGCCGGCGUGAUGACGAUAUCAAGCAAUCGCACGGUGGUUAAACAAAUCGAGUCCAUUGUCGAGAAGAAUAGAGGGGCAGACGAUAGUCUGGAGGGGCCUUCGAUCUGGGUAUGCGAUACAGCGAGGAGUUUGAUAGGGAAAGAGAAGGGCCGCAAAGACUAG
Aspergillus uvarum CBS 121591 is the source of this 1620-nucleotide messenger RNA. RefSeq lists its product as uncharacterized. Lineage: Eukaryota; Fungi; Ascomycota; Eurotiomycetes; Eurotiales; Aspergillaceae. The record is from RefSeq and is a predicted model, not a curated record. The coding region runs from base 1 to 1620 and encodes 539 amino acids. The transcript has a single exon.